Molecule: messenger RNA, 1490 nt
Organism: Mastomys coucha (southern multimammate mouse)
Lineage: Eukaryota; Metazoa; Chordata; Mammalia; Rodentia; Muridae
Gene: Il17d
Product: interleukin 17D
Exons: 3
Coding region: 371-976 (201 amino acids)
Biological process (GO): inflammatory response
Cellular component (GO): extracellular region
Molecular function (GO): cytokine activity
Source: RefSeq, a predicted model, not a curated record
UCUUCGAACUAUGAAAUCCCAGAAGAGGAAGUAGUCCCAAGGAGGAGAGUCCUUCUAGGCUGGAGUUCAUUCAUUUCCAAGUGGCCUGUCCAGCUCCUGGACUGCUUUAAUGCCUGGAGAAAUCCGUUUCCUCUGAGCCAAAGUCGGCCUCCCGACUGUAUCCCCGAGGCCCCACUGGUCCGUGCCGAGGCGUCGAGGCCAGUCACCUCCUCCUCCUCCUCCUCCAGCCAGGCGGACCGCCAGUCCACUUCUGUAGGGGCGACACCCAGCCCGCAGGCCACACGCCCCGCGUGUGCGGCGCCUUUAUUUACUUCGCAGAAGAGCCUUCGGCCCCCCUCCUAACAAGUCUGGAAAGCGUCACGGAGACGAGAUGUUGGGGACACUGGUCUGGAUGCUCGCGGUCGGCUUCCUGCUGGCGCUGGCGCCGGGCCGCGCGGCAGGCGCGCUGAGGACCGGGAGGCGCCCGGCGCGGCCGCGGGACUGCGCGGACCGGCCGGAGGAGCUCCUGGAGCAGCUGUACGGGCGGCUGGCGGCCGGCGUGCUCAGCGCCUUCCACCACACGCUGCAGCUCGGGCCGCGCAACGCCAGCUGCCCGGCCGGGGGCAGGCCCGCCGACCGCCGCUUCCGGCCGCCCACCAACCUGCGCAGCGUGUCGCCCUGGGCGUACAGGAUUUCCUACGACCCUGCUCGCUUUCCGAGGUACCUGCCAGAAGCAUACUGCCUGUGCCGAGGCUGCCUGACCGGACUCUACGGUGAAGAGGACUUCCGCUUUCGCAGCACACCGGUCUUCUCUCCGGCCGUGGUGCUGCGGCGCACGGCGGCCUGCGCGGGCGGCCGCUCUGUGUAUGCCGAACACUACAUCACCAUCCCGGUGGGCUGCACUUGUGUGCCCGAGCCGGACAAGUCCGCGGACAGUGCGAACUCCAGCAUGGACAAGCUGCUGCUGGGACCCGCCGACAGGCCGGCGGGGCGCUGAUGCCGGGGACUGCCUGCAUGCAUGAGGUCCCCUGGCCCUGACAAAACCACCCCAUGAUCCCUAGCCACUACCCAAUUUUUCCAAAAGGACAGCUACAUAAGCUUUAAAUAUAUUUUCAAAGUAGACACUACAUACCUACUACUAUUUUGAAUACUGGCAGAAACUAUUUUCAUAUUAGUAAUUUAGAGCAUGCAUGUUAUUUUUAAACAUCUUUGAUAUGCAAGCACACCAUAUACAUCCCGUUUUCCUCUAGUAGGAUUCUUGAGCACAUAAUUGUGGUGCUCAGAUGAACUUCUUUCAGCUCCACGGUGCCCUGUCUUUGAGUCCCUCCCGUUGCCCAGGCUUACUAAGGUGUUGCGGGUGCUCUGGAUCUGUGCACCGAAGGCCUCCCAGGUCCGUGGAGAGGGAGAGAUGUGAGGGGCCAGGAACCAAACUCCCCUUUGUUCUUUAGCAUAUGGUUGGUUUCAACUUUAUGAAGAUUAAAUUUUUUGGUGUUAUUCUUUCACAUUUGAAA